This is a messenger RNA of Aedes aegypti (yellow fever mosquito), 1215 nucleotides long. RefSeq lists its product as uncharacterized. NCBI's taxonomy places the organism in Eukaryota, Metazoa, Arthropoda, Insecta, Diptera, Culicidae. Bases 55 to 933 code for a protein of 292 amino acids. The record is from RefSeq and is a predicted model, not a curated record. The transcript has 2 exons.
UUUAAACCGUUGGUUAUCAAACCUCGUUGUUGUUCAACGGUACACUGAGUAAUCAUGAAGGUUAUCCUCGUUCUCGUAGGCGCCGUCUGCCUUUUGGGUGGAACUCACGCUCAAUCUUCUACCCUCAGCACCACCGUUACAAGUACCAUCAACAUAUCCAAAACGACCCUGGCUGCAGCAAUUCAACAGUUAAACACCACGAUUAACACAGCUGAUGAGUCCGUAAAUACGGCAUGGACCCAGUUCACCCAAAAUAUGGCAUCUCUGUACACAUUGUACCUCAACCGCUUCCAGAACUAUACCACAUUCGAUCUGACCCCACUCAAUCGAACGAUUUGCGACCUGCAGAUGACUUUGAGCCCUCCACAGCCAAUUCAAGAUUGGUCCACCAAUCAGAUCUUCUCCGAUGUGCAAGCAAGCGCUCUGCAGGUCGAGACUGCUCUUAAUACAGCCGUUCAGACCAUGAGCAACUCAUGUGCACCUUCCUGUGCCAACCCCACCAAGGUCGCCACCUGUACCACCAAAUUCGGUCCAAGGUUGACAACUGCUCCGAUCACUAUCGAUCGCCUGACUGAUUGUGUUACUGCUGAAUUGGCCCGCUACUCCGAUAUCGGUUCCAAAAUGGCUGCGCAGUACAGCAACGUGCUGACCAGUGCUAUGAACUAUCUGAAGGUGGUUGACGUCUGCGAUACUCCGGCACCGGAAGUUCUGAACAACCCGUCCCCAAUGUAUGCCUCACCAUCUACGCAAUGUAUGACUCAAUAUCUGCAGAGAGUCAGCAACAUGCCAAUCAACGUCUACACGGUCGACAGCAUGCGCUAUCCCCAGACGUACUUGAUUCAAAACCGAGUCCAGCGUUGCGCCAAGCUGGUUGAGUUGGACAUCAAGGAUCGGAUCACCAAGGUGCUGGAAAGCUUCCAGAACUGCCUGUAAACUGAUGUGGAUGAUACCAGCAUGACGGGGUGCAGUAAUCGUUGUGAUAACUUGGUUGAUUGACCAGGUUUAAUAGAUUUGAAGUACGAAUAGUUUUGUUUCUGGAUGUCAUUACGAUUAUUUUGGAAGCAAAUAGAAUGUUUGAAUCUUGAAUGUUCUGGUACUAUUCAAUUGUAAAUCUCUUAGUACUCUUUUUUCUUCAGGAAGGUCGAUGUACCAAUAAGUGAAAAACAUAUUUGUAUUCAAUCGAAAAAUAAAGCAUGCGAAAAUAUUUUUAAGCCA